UCGGAUGGUUCCGGACUGAGGGCAGCCUGGUGUUUUCUUACCCAGCCAGACACAUUGUGGACGUGGAUGGGAAGAGAGGCCUCUUCCGCGGUCUUACUCCUCGCCUCAUCUCAAGCACUUUAUCCACCAUCACCAGGGGAAGCAUGAAGAAGGCCUUUCCACUGGAAGACAUGGAGCAUGUUUCUAACAAGGAUGAUGUGAAGACCUCCCUUAGGAAAGUGGUGAAAGAGACGUCUCACGAGAUGAUGAUGCAGUGUGUGUCCCGGGUUGUGUCACAUCCGCUGCACGUGAUCUCUAUGCGCUGCAUGGUCCAGUUCGUAGGCCGGGAAGUCAAAUACAGCGGUGUGUUCCGUGCCAUCGGCAGGAUAUUUAAGGAAGAAGGGAUCCUGGGAUUCUUUGUCGGUUUAGUCCCUCACAUCCUGGGGGAUGUCAUCUUCCUGUGGUGCUGCAACCUCUUGGCUCACUUCAUCAACACCUAUGCGGUAGAUGAUAACUUCAGCCAGGCAUCGGUGAUCCGGAGCUACACAAAAUUCGUGAUGGGGAUCGCUGUAAGCAUGCUGACGUACCCAUUCCUUCUCGUGGGAGAUCUCAUGGCAGUGAACAACUGUGGGUUGCAUGCCGGCCUCCCUCCCUACGCUCCCGCAUUUGCGUCCUGGAUCCAUUGCUGGAGGUAUCUCAGUGCCCAGGGGCAGCUGUUCCGUGGCUCCAGCCUGCUCUUCCGCAGAGCGCCCAUGCCAGCCGCCUGCUUCCCCAUCGACUGA
Tauraco erythrolophus (red-crested turaco) is the source of this 761-nucleotide messenger RNA. The record is from RefSeq and is a predicted model, not a curated record. Lineage: Eukaryota; Metazoa; Chordata; Aves; Musophagiformes; Musophagidae.